Molecule: messenger RNA, 2619 nt
Organism: Acanthosepion pharaonis
Lineage: Eukaryota; Metazoa; Mollusca; Cephalopoda; Sepiida; Sepiidae
Source: the annotation of a GenBank genome assembly
AUGGCUGCAAUUUCCAUUUCCACGGCUGAGAAAACCGCACGUAACGCAGCGAAAGCUGCGGCAACGUCCAUUCGACGGUUCCAGGAAUCCAUAGCUCAGAAAAUCGCACGCCAUGCAGCCGACGCCGCUGCAGCUUCUGCUGCAAGGGCGUCGGAAAGUUCCGCGCAAAAGCGCACAAGGCGGAAACGCGAUGCAAUUUCAAUUUCUAGAGCUGUAGAAGGACCUACUGAAAGGCUUGAAAGGUUGCAGACUGUUAACCAGCGCCGCCAUGCACAGCGAGGGCUCUGUAGUCCACCAAAGCAGUUUUGGUUUAAGCUGGGGUUCAACUAUGAGACAGUUUUGAGGCUUUCCGGUCACAAAGACCUCCAUAUAGGAUCCAUGUCAGUUGUCUGUGGGCAUUGCAAUGCCAAAAGAUGGUCUGGAGAAUCUGCAGGUUUGUGUUGUUCAGACGGUAAGGUGCAGUUGCCACCUUUUCAAGAGCUACCUGCUCCGUUGAAAGCUCUGUUGGAGGGUUCCAGUCCAGAAUCCAAACAUUUCCUCGCAAAAAUCAGGCAGUACAAUUGUGACUUCCAGACCUCUUUUGGUGGUAAUGCCUUCCGCGAAGUCGGUUGGAAUCCCACCUUCAAGGUUCAAGGUCAGGUUUACCACCGGAUUGGGUCUCUUUUGCCGGAAACUGCCACUGAUUUGGCCUUUCUACAAAUAUACUUCAUUGCUGACUACAAGCAACAGGCAGAUGCCCGCAUAGGCAUUAUUCCCGAGAACGAUACAGGCCAGCACAAUCAUCCUCGCAGGGAUAUCAUAAUGUGUCUCCAACAAAUGCUCCACGAGACAAACAGCUAUGUCCGCAGUUUUAAGUAUGCUCUCGAACAUAAAACUUCUUCUGAUUUCAUUAUUGUAAUUAAUGCUGCCAAACGGCCUCAGGGAGAGCAUGAACGUCGUUACAAUGCUCCCGCAAGUAACGAAGUUUCCGUCAUUAUCAGCGGUGAUCAGCACAACAGACGUGACAUUGUUAUCGAAUCGCGCGGCAGUGGGCUCCGAAGUAUCAGUGAAACGCACCGGUCCUAUGAUGCACUGCAAUACCCACUUUUCUUCCCUUACGGAGAAAAUGGUACGGCCGACCAGACCUAUUCAAUAACUUUCACGUUUAACCCAAAAUGGUACGCAAUUGCUAAAGAACUAAUGCCAGGGCAAUCGGUCUACGACCGUCCAGACCUCAUUGCGCGCGUUUACCAUCUGAAGUUGGGAAAGGUAAUGGAUGUGAUUACAAAGGGCCAGGUUUUGGGGGCUGUUUGCUGUCGCAUGCACACUAUUGAGUGGCAGAAACGUUGCCUGCCUCACUCACAUAUACUAAUUUGGCUGUGCGACAAGAUUGAGGCCACAGAAAUCGAUCAUCUCAUUUCUGCUGAAAUUCCUGAUCCGUCGGCUGACCCUGAAUUGUACGAAAUAGUGAUAACCAACAUGAUUCAUGGUCCCUGCGGGUCGCAUUACAAUUACACCAGCUGUCACAACAGCGACGGCAAAUGCACCCGGCAGUACCCACGAGAUUUCGUGAGCGAAACCAUUACAGGGAGCGAUGGUUAUCCACUGUACCGGCGAAGGAGUCCCGCUGAGGGAGGAUUUACAGCCGUGGUAAAGGGCCACCAAGUGGAUAACAGAUGGGUAGUGCGAUACUGUCCCCUGCUAACAAAAGCGUUCAAUUCGCACAUCAAUGAUGAAUAUUGCCAUUCAGUUCGCUCCAUCAAGUAUGCAUGCAAGUAUAUCAACAAAGGGACUGAUGCUGCAAUGUUUGGUAUUAGGCAGGAAGGUUCCGUAGACGAAAUCCAGGACUUCCUUGCAGGGGGCGUCAUUAGCAGCACAGAGGGCCCUGUGCACAUAUUCAGCUUCCCCAUCCACGAACGCUUCCCAGCAAUCGUCCAGCUUGCUGUGCACCUAGAAAACGACGAACUUCGUUAUUUUUCUGCGGAUGCAGUAAUGGAUGUUGCUGCGCGUACCAAAGACACAACGCUUACAGCGUUCUUCAAACUUUACGUGCCUUCAUACUACGUGUGGACAAAAAAGAACACCUGGGCUCGGCGGAAGUGCAGGGCCAACGUCGAGGGCUAUCCAGCCGUCAAAAAAGACGCCACACUCGGAAGGGUAUUCACGGUUCCCCCAUCGCGACAGGAAUGUUUUUACUUGCGACUCAUUUUGCACGAAGUUAGUGGUCCAACGAGCUACAAUAACUUACGGACGGUUAAUGGAAUUUUAUGUGACACUUUUCGUGAGGCCUGCCUCCGUCUCGGCCUUUUGGAAGACGACAGCCAGUGGGAUGUCACAAUGGCUGAGGGAGCUCUUUUAAAAAUGCCCUCUGCUUUGCGCCACCUUUUCACCACAAUCUUACAAAUGUGUGAACCCAGUGAUCCCAAAUCACUUUGGGACAAAUACAAGGACUUAUUGUCCGAAGACAUACUCAGGGAAGCGCAACUGCUGUGUCCAACAAUGGCUCUUACAUUCAACGAUAGAAUUUACAACAGGGCGCUUAUAAUCAUUGAGAACAUGUUCGUUGAAAUGGGGGGGAUCUCUUGCCGCUAUUGGGCUUCCAACGCCAGAUCGUGUGACUUCCUCCAGUCUCUCACCUGA